Messenger RNA from Aspergillus luchuensis, 1983 nucleotides. RefSeq lists its product as uncharacterized. Gene Ontology annotation, molecular function: chromatin binding; DNA binding. The transcript has a single exon. The coding region runs from base 1 to 1983 and encodes 660 amino acids. Lineage: Eukaryota; Fungi; Ascomycota; Eurotiomycetes; Eurotiales; Aspergillaceae. Gene Ontology annotation, biological process: regulation of DNA-templated transcription; chromatin organization. The record is from RefSeq and is a predicted model, not a curated record. Gene Ontology annotation, cellular component: nucleus.
AUGUCACCGCACAAUGGAGCUCCUUCCUCCCAGGCGUCUAUAGAAACAGCGCCUUCAUCAGCCCACGGAACACUUCAUACCACUACCACCACUUCUGGCUCACCCCCUUCGGAUUCCUCGCGCAGCAUCAGCAUUGGUUCCUCCCUGGGACUGCCUCCCUCCUUACCCGGACGGCCGUCGAGCGUACCCUCAAAGAGGGUGGAGAUCCCCCGGCUCUCUGCAGCUACUACCGAGUUACUGGCGCGGGUCACCGGGAACCUCAAAGGACCGCAGCAGAGGAAUAAUAAUGAUAGAUUUGUUACAUGGAACCCAUCAACAGUUACUCGGACGUUCGAAAGCCAGAAUAGCAACUCCACAAUGGGGAAAAUGAGGGCCUCUUCUACAAUUAUUGAAUUGCCUACGGCGCCGUUCGUGUAUUCGAACACUGUGGCGCCACCGGCGGUUCCUCAGCCUGCCUCCCCAGCGCCUCAAGGAACUACAGGAGACAUAGUAAAGCCUACAAAUCUACCCAACCUCGCCCCCAAACCGCCCAGCACAACACCAAUUGACGCAGUAUCAAGACAUUCAGGGUCUCCAGUCCCGGUCAAUGUCGACCUAAAACCCACAAGUUCAACGCCCGUCGAUGCAGUAUCACGGCACUCGGCGUCCCCAAUUCCAGUCAAUAUCGCCCCAAAACCAAGCCCGACACCUGUCGGUGCGGUUUCAGCACCAACACAAUUGACUGCAUCCAUAUCAGCAGAACCCACAGCUGAGAUCAAAAUUGCCCCUAAACCAAAUGGGACAUUGUCGAAUGGUGCAGCACCAGGAUCGACACCCUUGCCUACACAGGAGCCACAGCCAGCAGCAAAGUCCAAGAGGCCACAAACCGCAGCUGGCUCGCGCCAGCGAAAGGGUGCGGCAAAUGGUAACAAGCGCGGCAAGAAGCGCAAACGAAAUAAUGAUAGUGACGGGGAAGAUAUCAUAAGGGCCGGUGACUCCAGUAGCGACGAAUCAGAUGUUGCACCAACAGCGACGCAAACAAAAUCAGGCCGCUUGGUCAACCGGCCUUCUCUAUAUGUGCCUGCACCGUCAGCUCCUACGGUAGCCAAGGAGGUAAGCAAUUCGGCCGACGCGUCUGAUUAUGCAGCCGUCGCACGAAAGCGUAAACGUAUCCACCGCCGAGGGAAAGAUGCGAUUAUCACUUGCUUGCAUUGUCAGAGGGGUCAUAGCCCAUUGAGCAAUUCGAUCGUAUUCUGUGACGAGUGCAAUGCCGCAUGGCAUCAGUUGUGUCACGAUCCUCCUAUUGCCGCAGAUGUUGUUGCGGUCAAGGAGAAGGAAUGGUUCUGUCGGGAAUGCCGGCCUGUCCAGAUUUCUGUCAUUCAGCCAACAGUUGUGCGGAGCAAUCCUGACCUCACAUCUGGGCCAUUAGUCCCUAGUUAUCCUCCGCUAUCAGUCCCCAAAGGCGACGUUGGUGCAGCGGAAUUUUCGGCUGAUGAGCGACGAGGCUUCCUGUCGGGUCUUUCGCAUGCAACCCUCGUUGAGCUCCUGAUGACCAUCUCGGACAACAACCCGAUAUUGCCGAUGUUUCCUGAGAAUAUGAGGGAUCUUCAGUCGUCCAAGUUCGCGUUUCGAUUGCCAAUUUCGGAUGCCUCGACUCCGUCGACAUCGGUGUCGGGUAAUAUUUCGACAAGCAAUGAUACAAGGGAUUCCACGUCUACAUCUACUGAAGUAAACAAACACAAUGAGGACUCUGUCCCCGAAGCCACAUCUUCAUCGUCUGCUCAAAGGCGGUAUGAGGAGAUCUCUGAUGACGACUCGGAAUAUGAAUUUCAGGAGCACCGGUUGUAUCCACGUGCUGGGAACGGAUUCCGGCUAUCGCUCAAUGUGGAUGACAUGGAUAUCAUGCGCGAAGACCCUGCUUGUCCUACCUUCAGCUAUUCGCUACACGGACCUGCGCAGGUACGCGCACAGCUGAACGAAAUGGUUCCAGUGUGGGGAACAUGA